UUUCUCUAAGAACCCCGCAUUCCGAAGUCGAGCCUGCGAUCUUCAGCGCCGUAAACAACCUCGGGGGUCUCAGUUGAUUUGCGUAAAGCGUUCUUACCUCCUUUAACAAUUUUCAGUCUUGCUCACUAUGAAAUCUGAUGAUCCUGAGACGGACAAAACGGUGUCCAUUAGUCAAAUACAACCGCUUCUGGCUCGGAGUGUCCCUCGCGUGAUCGCGCCGAUUACUGACAAGAACAGUAGACACGAGAGAGAGCACGGUGGCGUUGCUAAGGCCACUAUCAUACAUUCUGAAAGCGGCAAGAAAGACCGCAAAAAAUUACGCAAGCUAGUCUCUGAACUUACUCUAAUGGAGGUGAAGAAAGAUAAAGGAAAAGACAGGAGAAGGAAAGCUGUUCGCGUGCCAUAUGUGGAUACUUCGCGCGCGAGAGGAAGUUCUGAUGUUGUGCGUCUUGCGAUCAAAGAACUUGGUUGGCGAGAGUACCCUACAGGUAGACGGAAUGGUUGCGACUUCUACUGGCUUGGUGGACAUUUUGAGAUGCCUGAAUAUCCAGAAACAGGAUGGCUGAGCAAAUUCUUUGGCAUGUCUGAAGCUCCCCACAAAGUAGAACUCACAAGACACAUCAACAGACUGCAUUUUUUAUUUCCUCAUGAGUUUACCUUUUAUCCAAAGACUUGGAUGCUGCCAGAAGAAUUUGGUGAAGUCUCUGCCUUCAUGUCCAGAGCAAAGAAGCCACCCACUCUCAUUGUCAAGCCUGAUGGAGGAUCUCAGGGGGAUGGGAUUUUUUUAAUGCAGAACAUUCAUGAUGUACAUGUGAGCACUGCUCUUGCAAGGCCCUGUGUUGUGCAGGAAUAUGUUGCAGAGCCUUACCUACUUGAAAAGUUUAAAUUUGAUCUGAGGAUUUAUGUUGUGUUAAAGAGGUUGGAACCUUUAGAAAUCUUCAUUUGCCGAGAAGGCAUGGCACGUUUCUGUACUGAACACUACCAGCCACCAACACAGAAGAACAUCUUCAAUACUUACAUGCACUUGACAAACUAUUCAUUAAACAAACACAGCUCAGGAUAUGUUCAAAGUGAUGCAGAGGAUAAGGGAAGCAAGCGCAAGUUAAGUGCCGUCUUCAAGCAAUUGGGAAAACAAGGAUGCAACAUUCCCCUGUUGUGGGCUGAAAUAGACCAACUUGCGUGCAAGACUAUCAUUGCUCUUUUACCAAUACUGAAACUUCAAACCCAGGUCCUAAGUGCAGAGCUGAAGCAAGAUCUCAGAUAUUUUCAAAUCUUAGGUUUUGAUAUUCUGUUAAACAAAGAUCUCAAGCCAAUCUUGCUUGAAGUGAACUCCAGUCCAAGUUUAAGAAUUGACUACGAAGAAGAGACAGUCCCUGGUAAAGUUGACUACUUUGUUAGCAAAACAGACCUGGAAAUCAAACUUCCUAUUGUGAAAGAUAUCAUGUCAUUGGCCUGGCAACAAAAGAAAAUGGACACACUACCAGAAAAGUCAGGUUGUCUUUACCAAAUUUACCCUAAACUGGCUUCCCAUUUAGAUCAUCUCAGAGUGGUGGAAAGAUGUGUGACACUUUUUAGACAUUUUGUGGGGGUCCGCACAUCCAACAAGAUGGGACCAACCUCCUUUAGAAUGAUGGCAAGGCGAUGUCAUUUAACAGAUUUUGGCUUCACUCUUGCUUCAUUUGACAUAAUGUUCAUCAACAUGAGUCGUCGUCAUCCAGGUUGUGAAUCAGGUCGUGCUUCUCUUAAUUUCCAUGGGUUUUGCGAAUCGCUGAUUGCAAUAGGACACAAGAAAUUUGCAUUGACUAUGCGGAAUGAGCCUGUGCAGAUUUUAUUGAAUGUUUUGAAACAUUGUGAACAUCACUUGGAAAAGAAUGUGAAAGGCUCACAACGCCGAAAGAUGCCUGAGCCUUACUUGAGACAGUCGCUAAGUGAUAGAAAACUGUCAAGCUGCUUUCAGUUCUCUUUAGCUACUAGCUCAUUGUUUUAAAUGCAGAUAGGCUUAUUCCAAGUUCUGCAUAAGCAUCAGCAAGCAUAAUUUGCCAGGGUUUGGGCAAGGAUUUUCUGUUUCUCUCUGCAUUACCCCCUUGUUUUUUCUUUUACUUCCUCACUCAUCCCUACAAACUGAGUGCAUGGAAAAGACUAAAUAAUUAUUGUAAUGACUUGAAUUUUGUGCCACUGAAUUCACUUAAACACACAAAACUAAUUUUGUGUUAAGGCAGGCCACUGCCAGGUUGAAUUGAACAGAGUUCAGUAGUGCAUUAGCACAACAUCUUAAGUACCUUCAUUACCACUGACCAAUCCACUGCAGUCUCACUCACACUACUGGUAGGCUGUUGCAUGCAAACAGUCAAGUACAUUUGCAUGACCCAAAAGUCUGAAAUCUUCAGUAUAGCAGCAAAAGGGCUCCCUUAAUUUAUGAUAAAAGGGUUGAGAUUGAAAUGGUCAAUUAUUUUACUGUUAUAAUCUCUUAUAACUGUAAAUAACAUCAAAUAAUCAAUCGUGAAUCAAAAUUUUUAAGGAAAAUAAACUUCACAAAGGUAAUAGUAAUUAGCAUGAAUGUUCAACCCCCACAAAGCUUCUUAGCAAUAACUUACUCCAAGUUCACAUUUCAUAAAUUUAAAUUGUUUUAUUGACAGUUUUAUUGAAUGCCUGAUGACUAUUUUCUGCAAGUACUGCCCUCUUUAUAAUUAGGAAACUUUGAAAUUAUGCAGAAAUCCAAUGUUAUUUUGACAACUACACCUUUGCUAUA
Messenger RNA from Stylophora pistillata, 2749 nucleotides. Its product is annotated as tubulin polyglutamylase TTLL11. Gene Ontology annotation, cellular component: ciliary basal body. Gene Ontology annotation, biological process: microtubule cytoskeleton organization; protein polyglutamylation. The record is from RefSeq and is a predicted model, not a curated record. Gene Ontology annotation, molecular function: tubulin binding; tubulin-glutamic acid ligase activity. Lineage: Eukaryota; Metazoa; Cnidaria; Anthozoa; Scleractinia; Pocilloporidae.